Frieseomelitta varia is the source of this 1387-nucleotide messenger RNA. RefSeq names its product leukocyte surface antigen CD53-like. Gene Ontology annotation, cellular component: membrane. The record is from RefSeq and is a predicted model, not a curated record. The transcript is spliced from 5 exons. NCBI's taxonomy places the organism in Eukaryota, Metazoa, Arthropoda, Insecta, Hymenoptera, Apidae. Bases 246 to 1046 code for a protein of 266 amino acids.
AAAAUGUACAAAUGUACAUUGUGUACAAUGUAAAAUGUACAUUAUGUACACCAGUUCUGAUAAGAGUAACAACGUAAAAUCAGUCACGCUUGUAGUUCAGUAGAAUGACGAUUCAGGUCUGAGGUUUGCACCUGGUCACCGUGGUGACAGUUGCUCGACACUUGGUGAUACUUCUUUCUUUUCGUUAGCUUGUAUUAUCUAAACCUUCUGUUCAUGUUGUUAAAGUGAUUUUCCUUUAUUAAUUUAUGAUGGCACAGACGCUUGCCUGUUUCCGAUAUUUUCUCAUCGGUGGUGCUAUUGUCAUUGGCGUAUGCGGUAUUGUAGAAAGCGUUUGCGCUGGAUAUUUCAUAUAUCGGUUGUAUGAAUAUGCACCCCUCACGCCUAACAAUGUAUGUGGUUCGGUAAUAACGUUGCUCGUGAUGGGUUUGAUAACAUGUAUAAUAGCUUGGUGUGUCUGGCAAUUUCUAGAUUUUACAAAUAAGGGACAAGUUAUAAUUUUUUCCAUAUUAUUUAUGAUUAUUACGAUUAUCAACGUAAGCGCUGGGAUUUGGGCCCUUGUUAGACACGAACAAGUAGAUUUGUUACCAAACGCGCACUUGGAACAGAUGUUUGAACUUGCUCUAUCGGAUGAUAAGCUUCUUUGGGAUCAUAUGCAGUCGAAGUUACGCUGUUGUGGAAUAAACGGGCCAGCCGAUUAUCGUAACCAAGAUGCAGUACCCUGGUCUUGUUGCGAUACGUCAUCACUUGCAAAUCCUAGCGACGAUAAAGGCGUGUGUACUAAUAUGUAUGCACACGGUUGCCAGCAUGCUGUGAUAAAUCAUACUAGAUCGAUUCUUCUGUAUAUAUUUUUGCUUGCAUUGUGUCCAGCAUUAGUACAGGUCUGCUUUAUAACGGGCAUGUUAUGUUAUAUAAGAGCGUAUCGAGAAAAAAGAAAAGACCUGAUGAUCUCCGCUCAAUCAUUCGCACGAGCAUCCAAAGAUUUAGGAACAGGCGAUAGUCUUCUAAACCAACAAUCAAAGUAUUUUAAAAGAGCGUCUGAUGCUUAAUAGUUUUUAAUACGUUCAGAAACAAUAUUCAUAUUUUCGUAUGUAUUUACUUCAUAUCUAUAUUGCAUUAUAUACUUUUAUUUUGAUCAUUGUAGUAUGAAUAUUUUAUAGAAAUCGUGUGCUGCAUUUAGGUAUCUUUUUUAGCGUGUUCCUUUACUUUAAACUUUAAAAUAUCAUUUUUAUUGAAUAUAUAAUUAUUCAAUAUUCAUAUAAGAAUCUGUAAUGUAUAUUACACGAUGUAAUGAAAAUUUUCAUACCAAAAGUAUUGUGUUAUUUUAAAGAAUGUACCAAAUAUAAAGUUCCUCAGCCGAAAGACAUUUUAUAUAGACAAUAAAUAUAAA